This is a messenger RNA of Zootoca vivipara (common lizard), 6964 nucleotides long. The record is from RefSeq and is a predicted model, not a curated record. Lineage: Eukaryota; Metazoa; Chordata; Lepidosauria; Squamata; Lacertidae.
GGCGAGUCGGGGCCGUUGGCUCGGCGGUGAUUGGCAGGCGGCGCUGGGUGGCUCCUUCCCUUCCCUCGACUCGGCGUUAAAGCGGCCGCCAUUGUCGGAUCAGCCAGCAGCUGGAGGAGGAAGCAGAGUCAGAGAGCGGCAAGCGGCGAAUAUGGAAUCAAAGCCACCAAGAAUUCCAAGGAGGAUAUCCACUCAGCCAUCCAGUUCUCAAAGUGCUAGGACAGGAGCAGGAAAUGGAGGAACCAGUUUAACUGACUCAUAUCUUACAAGAGAAUCUUCACUGAGAUUGGAACCUGGAUGCCAAGAUUCUACUCGGUUGCAUAGUUCCAGUAGAGACUGGGCAAUUGGAGAAAGAGAAGCAUAUGAAAGCCCCUGGAAGCUUCCAGCUUCAUCUCCAACUCGCUACUCAGGAACACUUGAUCGUCCAUGGUCUGGAAGAUUGUUGGGAAGCAGAAACAGACUGUCUACAUCUUCAUCUUCACCUCUUACAUCUUCUUGGUUUGGCGAAUCUGAAAGAACUCAGGGAUCAUAUUCUUCAAGACUGCAUAGCCAGCAACAGGAUACUGAUUCUAAGAGACCUAAACUUUCUUAUACAUCUACCUCUAGUGUGAGAAAUAAUGGUUUAAACACAGUUUCAGAUUCCCCAUGGAGAUAUAGCGAUGUACCCAGAUCUUCAUCCAUGGUACUUGGAUCAUUAGGAACUGAACUUGCAAGAGAGAGGAGAGAGCUGGAAAGAACAGAACCAUCUAUUAGCAGUCUUGUGGACUGUAGUCACAGAAAUGGUGACUUCUCAUCUUCAUCAUAUCUUCAGGAAAGAUAUCCUGCUUCGUAUGCACAGGGAGCAAGACCAAAAGAGAACUCACUGAGCUCUUUGAGGCUGAACACAUCCAUGAACCGCCAGUUGCCUUCUGAACAUCAGUCAUCAUUACUCUCUAGAGACCAUAGCUGGAAUUCAAGAUCUAACUAUGUCCCAAGAGAAGUAGAAUCUUCUGAAAGAAAUAUACAACCAGAGUUUACCCUUGGUGCCAUGAGAAGUGGAAGCGGUUCCUCAAACAGUUCCGAAAGAGUUAUGCCAUCCCAAAGGUCACUGAGUGAGCCUCCUGCAGAUACUGAAGGAAGGCGAACAACAAGACAACUGUUGUCUCGUUUAGCUUCUAGUAUGUCAUCAACAUUUUUCUCAAGAAGGUCUAGUCAGGACUCAUUGACUUCAAGACCAAUAGGUUCUGAAGAUUCAACUGUUCCAAGAGCUCAUUCUUCUACCCAAGCUAGUGCUACUAACACAGCUACAACUUCUGAAGGCACAGAAGGGCAGACUCCUGAUGUUUCUCAGGGAUUUAGCUUUCUUAGAAGACGAUGGGGCCUGUCGGGUGUUUCAUCAAAUCCUAGUUCUGAUUCAGAAGCUGAAAGUUACAGACCUGAUUCUGAAAGUAGAAAUUCAGGUUCUUGGCUAUCAUCUUCCCUGAGGAACAGGUGCACACCUUUGUUUUCCAGAAGACGAAGAGAAGGAAGAGAUGAAACUGCAAGAACCUCUACCUCUGAAACACCAGCUAGAUCACUGCAUCUUUUCAGAAGAAGAGAACCUGGUGGGGAGGUAUCUCUUGAAGCACAAAGUGAAUCCCUCAGGCCUGCUACCAGGCCACCAACACCUGCAGUACCUAAUGGUGCUACAUCUGUUGCCUCUGGGCCAGAUUCAGUGCAUGGAAGAAUAAAUUCAGGAAUAUCAGGAAUGUUUCCUGGUUCUCUCUUCCGGUUUGCAGUGCCCCCAACCCUGGGGAGUAAUUUGUCUGACAAUGUUAUGAUAACUGUCGAUAUUAUUCCUUCAAGCUGGAAUCAGCCUGAUGGACAAGAUAAUGACAAGUCAAAAAUACCAUCCUCGAGAGACCCUGAAAGGCUUCAAAAAAUUAAAGAGAGCCUCCUUUCCGAGGACUCUGAAGAGGAGGAGGGAGACUUGUGUAGAAUUUGUCAGAUGUCAUCUACUUCUGCUACUAACGUCUUAAUAGAGCCAUGUAAAUGCACUGGAAGUCUGCGCUAUGUUCACCAGGAGUGUAUGAAAAAGUGGCUACAAUCCAAGAUUAACUCAGGUUCUUCACUGGUAGCAGUAACUACUUGUGAGCUGUGCAAAGAGAAGCUGCACCUCAAUCUUGACAAUUUUGAUAUCCAUGAGCUUCAUAGAGCACAUGCAAAUGAACAAGCAGACUAUGAAUUUAUCAGUUCUGGGCUUUACCUUGUAGUAUUGUUGCACUUGUGUGAACAGCGCUUUUCAGAUAUGCUGGGAACUACAAGUGAGGCCAACACACGUGUCCGGUUUAUUAAUCUUGCAAGGACUCUUCAGGCACACAUGGAUGAUAUUGAAAGUAGGUGGCUUCUGCUUGUUUUAGUUUCAUUUCGUUAUCUUGAGAUGUAUAAUGCUAAGUACUUGGGCUGAUGUGCAAUUUUCACGCAGCUGUGAUGACUAGUAUACCUAAUAAAACCAAAAGGGAGAACAGUCCAUUAAAAGCACUCAUUCUUGACUGGAUUGGUCCCUUAGCAAGACCAGUCUGAAUGAAGACAAACCUCUUACCGUCUCAAUCUGACUUUCAGGUGGACGUUAGGAAUUUGUCUAGCUGUCUCCUAAGAACAAUGUCUGCCUCCGAAUAAUGUGAUCAGGUUCUCAAGAGUGUGUACUUUUAUAAUGACAUCUUAAGUAACUUGUAGAGAAGUGUCCUUUAGAGGUAACUAUGUUUUAGGGAAGGGAUGCUGCUUUGUAGGUGAUGACUAACUUAGUCAUGUAUUUGACUUUCUGCUUCCAUUUUGGACAGACUAUGCAUUAGCCAAUUAUACCACUGGUAGAAUAUCUGUAACUUACAUUGCAUGUUCCUAGGAUGGUACAUUACAGUAAUCAGUCUCUAGUAUGUAUCUAUGGUGAAGUGUUAGCAAGGAGGGCCUGAGAUCUAUAGUUGUUUUGCCAUACAGUCUGUGGUGAACCCAUUAGUGGAUCAGCAAGAGGAAAAAGAGGUGAGCAUUUACAGUUGUUAAACUUGAAGUUAUUAGUAGUUUCUUGUUCCCUGUAAACCCUACAGCUGUACAUUCCCAUGCCCCCUUUUCUCUUCCCAAUGAGUAGGAAUCCCAAUAGUCUUUGAUACCAACUGAAGUUGAAUUAGUCCAAGCUGUGUGCUUCUUUUGGUUCUGUUUGAGCUGAUGAAACCCUGAUUGCAGCAGAAGCCAGGAAUUUGUGAGCUGGCUCGUAGAGCAGAAUGUUUUCUUCGGUGUUUGUGGAGAAACUCUUGUAUUUGUAGAGAGGAGAAAAAUAGUAUUUCCAGGAACCAGCUGCCUUUAUUUUUCUCUUUCUUGAAGGUCUCAUAUGUUCUUAUUUCAGCCCUGCUGCUCUCAUGGAGCAACACUAUCUAUCCUCCUUUAACCAGUCUCCCAAUAGUUGCUAAUAAUUUUGUUGCCCUCUUUAAAUACCAUUUUCUAGUUUGCUGCUCCUACAAGUAUAGCUGUUUGGUAUAAUUUAUUCUACUUAAUGGAUUUUUGCUUCCUUUUCAAUGAAUUUUGGGAAUGUGUAGGCCACUGACACACUUUGGGUGGGAGCAACUGGUUUGGUAGCUAUUUAGAAAAUGUAUUAUACUUUAAACACAAGUGAUUCAGUUAGACUCUUCCCCUAUGAACUGCCCUGGACCCUGCAAUCGUAAUCAGAGGUCCUUCUGCUGCGUGUGCCACCUCCACGAGAGGUCUGGAGGGUGAAACAUGAGAACAGGCCUUUUCUGCAGUGGCUCCCCACUUGUGGAAUGCUCUCCCCAGGGAAGCUCACCUGGCACCUUCGUUACAUAUCUGUAGGCGCCAGGUAAAAACAUUCCUCUUCUCCCAGGCCUUUGGCUAAUUAAAUAAUCUAUGGCCUUUUAAACUGGGGGGGGUAUUGUUUUUGUGUGUUACUAUGGUAUGCAUUUUGAUGAUUUUUUUAUAUUUUAAACGACCCUGUGAUCCUUGGGUGAAGGACAGUAUAGAAAUUUAAUGAAGAAUAAUUGUUUUGUAACUUUUCCUUUCUGAGGGACAUGGAUUUAACCUUUGUGUUUCAGAAUGUCAUUUAUUGUUAACAUAGUGCCUUCCAUGUACAUGUAUAUGUACCUCAAAUGAAAGCAAAAUCACACAGUGCAUCGUACAAAGAGUUAUAUCCAGCAUAAUCAUACUUUGAAUAAAUCCACAUAAAUAAUUGACUUAAAUUAGUGUGUGUUGAUCUUGGUGAGUCUGCUCUGAGUAUGACUUGUAGUUGGAUAGAACUCAUAGACUUCGUAGAAAACUUUGGACUGAAAUGGUUAAAAUAGAAACUAGGCUAUUGUGGUGAUUGGGAAUUUAAUUUCUUCUUAAAUGUUGUUUAAAGGAUACAAUUAAUGGGUACAAAAAAAGUAUGAUGGCCUUAUUUUAACAAGUAAAAAAAUAGGUUACCUUAGGACAUUUCAGAAAUACCUGACUUCUCUGAUCAUUUUCAAUUUUUUCAUCAAUAAAAUGUAAAGCUUUACCCCUACCCACACAUUGGGUUUAAAAUGCAUAUGCUUCAAUUUACUUCAUGGUGCUUAUUAAAUAUUGAUUUCAUUUUAGCAUAAGCACGUGUAGGUGUUUUUCCAUUUUCAGUUCAAGAGAUAAGAUUGGUGUGUGGUUUUCAAUUUAGGAAACAUUCUAUUGGGAAACAAUUAAAAUUACAUAUAUGCUAUGUUAAUCAUGUUCAUGUUCAAAUUAAAAAUGGCUUCCUGUACCUUAAGAGUUGUAGAAAGGUUUUUGAUUGGGUUGUCUACCUUCAGCAGCUUCUGACGAUGAUGAUUCUGAAGAUGGUGAACUCGACAGAACACUUGAUGCUGCAUAAAUGUGAAUGGAAGGACCGGAUGGAUACUCAACUGGCAAAGUACCAUCAAUAUGCAUUUGUUUUGUAAAACACACUGAAUGCUAUUAGAUUUCUGACGCAUUGCUGAAUUCAAAAAUUUGCUGUUGCACAUUGGUAUCGAGAGACCUGCAAGCGUGUUGUUUCUCCUUUGAGAUUAUGACAUGUAUGCCUUCUUCUAAAAUAACAGAUUUUUAUGUGUAAGGCAAAUGAUUUCCUUUUGUAUAAACUUCUUACAAGUAAUCAGUUAAACUUCUGGAAAAUGUUUCUCAACUUUUGCUCUUCUACUGGCUCUAAGUGGUAACAUUAAAGUGUGUUUGCAAGUCAUGGGGAGGAGAUAGUUCUGUGCUGGCUUUCCGUUUUAAAACACCUUUGGGAAGUCUAUUUUAUUUUGCUUCCAGUGUUAACCAAGGUUGAGUGAGGGAAUGAAUGGGUUCUGUGAAGUUUCUAAGUUUUUCUUGAGGAAUGUUUAACUCAAAGCAAUAAAUCUGCAAGGGGCUACUAAUAAGCGUUAAUUAUGGCUUUUAUAAGUAUUGAUUUUGAAACUGCUGAUUAUAUUUGAUAAUAUUGUGUAGACGUUCCAGUAAGGAAUUGCAGCUGUAAACACUUGCAUUUCAGCAUUCCUGGAAGGAAUAAAACUUAUGGUUUAGAAUCUUAACCAAGCUAUUUAUCUUAAUGAACCUUUUUUAGAACCCACAUUCACUGCUGAAGCACUGGUUAUCAAUGUGUUUUCUAGUGUUGUCACUUGUUUGUUAAAUAAAAAUUACAAUGCAUACGAAUAGCCUGCCUUCUUAAAAUACAGUAGAUAAUAGUGUACAACUUGUCUUCUAAAUUGCAGUCUGCAUUUAAGUUCUUUAAAAUUCUGGGGAGAAUUCAGCCUUGUGUUCUUCUGAUACUUGAUAGUUCUGUCUUCACAGGUCUUUCAGCUUGUCAAGACAGAACAUCCUCCGCACCUUCAGGGAGAAAGGAUUGGGAGUAGUGACAUUGUGGGAUGCUGCUCAUUGUGUCACACACCAUGGCCCAUUGGUGUGAAUGAAAUUUAGCACAAUAUGCAGGUAUAUUGUCUAAAAAGCCACAGUUCCAUAAUGCAGCAGGUGUUGCAAUAUGAAAGGAACAUUUGGAAGACAGGAUGGAAGUGCCAGAAUAAAAAUCAAGAAAACUAAUGUAUUCGCCAUAUCUGAAUACAGAGCUAAGAUCACCUUCUGAAACCUUUCAGCAAGGAAGGAGAGGCUGCUAUUUCUAAUCCUUUGCAGAUGUUCUAUAAUGAUAGUAUGGUUGAAGUUUUGAAAGCUAUUGGAUGACCUAAGAACUGUAACCAUAAUCUCUUUCCCCUCCCCCCCCCCAAAUCUUGGCAACUGCUGUAUCCAUUCUGACUCCAGGGAGAUCUCUGUAGAGUGGUGCCUCGCUUAACGAAAUUUCCGCUUAACGAAAGGAUUUUUCGAGCGGAGGUUGGCUCGCUAGACGAAUUCGUUUUACAAAAAAUUCGUCUGCCGAAUCGCGGUUUCCCAUAGGAAUGCAUUGAAAUUCAAUUAAUGCGUUCCUAUGGGCAAAAACAAAUUUUUAAAAAAUUCAAUGCAUUCCUAUGGGAUUCGCUAGACGAAGUUUUCGUUAUAAGAAAAGACCCGUGGGACAAAUUAAAUUCGUCUAGCGAGGCACCAAUGUAGUAGCAUAGAAAGCAGUUGGCAGCGAAGAGAAAUCUAGAUAGCCCUACUGUAAACACAAAAGGUAGUAAACCCAGUUUGAAAAAUGCAAGUCACCAGGAUAAAACCUGAAAUGAUUUUACACUGAUGUUGAUGAACUUUAUAAAACUCACCUUAUGACAUGUUCAGAAUUGAAUUCAUUUUUAAGUAAUGUGUAUUUAGUGCCACCUUUCUAACCAAAAUUGCAUUGCUUUUUCUGGUGACUGGCAUGCAGUUAUUUUACUUCAGCACCUGAAUUAAGAUGCUUAUAGUGCUCAAACCUGCAAUACUGAUUAUUUGCAAUGCUCUUUUGAAAAAAGAAAUUCUCUAUUUACUAUAAGCACCAUAUUCCAACUAGGCAUCUUUGUUUUGUUUUUCCAGGGCUUCCUGAUAGCACAGUUUUCCUAAUUAAUGUCAGGUUUUGUUUAACACU